This is a messenger RNA of Impatiens glandulifera, 1042 nucleotides long. Its product is annotated as general transcription factor IIF subunit 2-like. Bases 47 to 823 code for a protein of 258 amino acids. The record is from RefSeq and is a predicted model, not a curated record. Gene Ontology annotation, cellular component: transcription factor TFIIF complex. NCBI's taxonomy places the organism in Eukaryota, Viridiplantae, Streptophyta, Magnoliopsida, Ericales, Balsaminaceae. Gene Ontology annotation, biological process: transcription by RNA polymerase II; transcription initiation at RNA polymerase II promoter. The transcript has 6 exons.
AACCUUUUACGUCUUCUUCUUCGUUUCCAGAGAAAGCAGCAGCGCAAUGGAUGAAGAGGCCAGCAAUCUGGAGACGGGGAAAGCUGAGAGAUCGGUAUGGUUGAUGAAGUGUCCGCCCGUGGUUUCCAAGUCAUGGCAGUCUCACUCCGCCGCCUCCAAUCCUCAUCCUGUCGCCAAAGUCAUUGUCUCCGUUGAUCCUCUCCGUUCCGACGACCCUUCUUCCCUCCAGUUUAUGAUGGAGAUGGCUGGCAACGGUACUGGUAAUAUGCCAAAGAACUACUCUUUGAAUAUGUUCAAGGAUUUUGUUCCUAUGUCUGUUUUCUCAGAAACAAAUCAAGGUAAAGUGGCAGUAGAGGGGAAGAUUGAACACAAGUUUGAUAUGAAACCUCAUAAUACUAACUUGGAAGAGUAUAGUAAAAUGUGCCGUGAGAGAACAAACAAAUCGAAUAUUAAAAAUAGACAAGUACAGGUGAUUGACAAUGACCGAGGAAUGCAUAUGAGGCCCAUGCCCGGGAUGAUUGGUUUGUCUGCCUCCAGCUCCUCUAAUAAGGAUAAGAAGAAAACAACAACACCAGUUAAGCCAAUAGAUGUGAAGAGAACGAGAAGAGAUCGUGGUGAACUGGAGGAUAUCAUGUUCAAGCUUUUCGAAAGACAACCUAAUUGGACAUUGAAGCAAUUAGUCCAAGAAACAGAUCAACCUGCGCAAUUCUUGAAAGAGAUAUUGAAUGAACUUUGUGUUUACAAUAAAAGAGGAUCUAACCAAGGAACAUAUGAGCUCAAGCCCGAGUAUAAAAAGUCUAUUGAGGAUGCAGGUGCUGAUUGAUUGAUUCAUUACUUCUCUGGCUGUACAAUUGUUUUCGGGGUACUAUAACUAGAUAGGAAGGAAAUGUGCGAUAAAUCUAUUAUAAUGUUCUCUAUUUUUAUUUAUGUGAUACAAUAGUAAACUCUGAAUUUUGUGGGAUAUGAACAGGUGAAAAGACAAAAAUUGAGUUGUGCUAAGUGAUGUCCGACCUAGUGUUAUAAAAAUGAAUGUGCUUGAGUA